Calliphora vicina (urban bluebottle blowfly) is the source of this 631-nucleotide messenger RNA. Its product is annotated as zinc finger HIT domain-containing protein 3. The record is from RefSeq and is a predicted model, not a curated record. Lineage: Eukaryota; Metazoa; Arthropoda; Insecta; Diptera; Calliphoridae. The transcript has 3 exons. The coding region runs from base 86 to 514 and encodes 142 amino acids. Gene Ontology annotation, molecular function: protein binding.
AACAACACGUGAAAUUUUUUUACUACUAAUAUUUUAAAUUUAGUGAAAUAUUUGAAUUUUAGUCAAUAAUAAAAUAAUUGCAAAUAUGUCUGAGUGUAUAGUAUGUAAUAAAACAACAGAUAAAUACAAAUGUCUCAAGUGUUUUGCAUUCUACUGUUCUCUGGACUGCUACAAACAACAUAAGGAAUCACCUGAAUGUUUAGAAUUGGUCAAAAAUAAAACUAAUGAUGGAGAAAUCAAAGAAUGCCCUAAUGAAAUUGACGAACCAACAGUUCAUGAGCCAUUUAAAACAGAAGACACCGUGGCGCUAGAAAAACUCAAAGCAUUAGGAUUGAGUGAUGACAUAAAGAAUCUUCUAUAUAAUCCACAUUUAAGAAAUUUAUUAAAGGAGAUCGAUACAGCACCAAAUGCAUGGAAAGCCAUUAGAGCGGCCAUGCAGGAACCACUGUUUUUGGAAUUUGCUGAUGAGUGUUUGAAAAUAGUAGAACCUGGCACAGAUGAAGAUAAUCUAUAAUAUGUACAUAUAUUUUAUUAAAGUCUGAACAAACAUUAAACAUAUAAGAUUAUUAUCAUGUAAGAAUUUAUUAUUUUUUUAAUAAUUACCAUUACUCGUUGUGUAAAAAAAACAUAA